This is a messenger RNA of Geodia barretti, 1196 nucleotides long. Lineage: Eukaryota; Metazoa; Porifera; Demospongiae; Tetractinellida; Geodiidae. The record is from the annotation of a GenBank genome assembly.
CCUAAACCGAAGCCAAGGUGAAACCCGCACUUGGUUUAGAUAGAAUUGGAAGGAAUUGAGAGGAUCGGUUGGGAAGUUGCCGGGGGUUGCUGGUGGGUAUGCUGGAGAUGGGAGCGCUGCUGGAGCGGUGGCGCAUGGAUGAGGCUGCGGUACGACGACGGAUGUACCGAGCGCCGACGCCUCGGGAGCGGGAACGGUGGCACGCGGUGUGGUUGCUGGCGCGAGGCUGGACGGCCGCGGCCGCGGCCGCGGCGUUGGAACGGGACGCCCACACUAUUGGCCAAUGGGCCACGGCAUUCCGGGAGGGUGGUCCUGAGGCGCUGGCUUUUGAGCAGUCAGGAGGUUCCCCCCCGCAUUGAACCGGGAGCGGCAGGCCGAGUUGAAGGCGGCGGUGCAGGAAUUGCCGUCGCAAGCUGGCAUCGAUUUGUCCAACUGGAACUGGAAGGCGGUGCGCCGGUUGGUAGAGGAACGCUUCGGGUUGACGCUGAGCCGGAGUGGUUGCCUGAAUUACCUGCACCGGUUGGGCUUUGUCCUGAAGCGUCCCAAGAAGCGGUUGGUCAAGGCAGACCCGGUACGGCGGGAAGGCUUUGUGAGGGAGUACAUUGCCUUGACAGCGGCGGCCCGACGAACUGGGGCCAAGAUAUUCUUCGCUGACGAGGCUCACUUUCGGGCGGAUGCGGAUCUGCGGGCCAAAUGGGUGCUGAAGGGUGAACCGGCGCUGGUGGACUCCACCAGCCCGCGACGUGGGGAGAAGGCGAGCUACUACUCGGCGGUGUGUCUGGAAACCGGAGAGGUGGAGUUGAUGGAACUGGAAGGUAACAGCAACUCCACCACCUCGGUUGCCUUCCUGUCGGUUGCCUUCCUGCGUCAACUGCGGGCGCAACACACCGAACCGUUGACGGUGAUUUGGGACAAUUCCCCAGCUCAUAGGGGCGACGCGCUGCGAGCCUACCUGGCCAACCCCAACUUGAACCUGCGCUUGGUGAACCUGCCCACCUAUAGCCCAGAUUUCAACGCCGACGAGGCUAUUUGGGGCUGGGUACGUCAAGAGGUGACCGCCAACCUGUGCCUGGGGACCCGUGCCGCAGUCCAGGAGAAGGUGGGCGACUUUUUCGCCAGCCUGUCCAGCCGAUGCGACGAAGUCAAGCGCCGAUGCCAGACCGUGCUUCAGGCUCGAGCAGCAGAACUGACUGCCA